AUGUCUAAUGUCCAGUUCAGAAAUCAGAGGCAAAAGAAAAAAUCAGAAGUGACUCAUUUUCUUCCCACAUUGCCAGUAAAGAGAUGUAAACCAAUAUGGAGCCAAAACACUCCAUUGUUCAAUGUGUCUGGUAGAAUAGAUGAUGAUACAGAAGAGAAGAUUGAUCUUAUUAAAGAAUUAUCACCUCAAGAACCUAAAAGAUGGAAGUACCCUCCAUCAAAAAAGGGUGAAGAUAUGUCUUCAGCCUUAGGACAAUUAGGGAUGCUUCACAAACCAAAAAAAGACCGCGAAAAUUUCCGAAAGUCAUUGGUUGAUAUUAUUCUGCAAGAAGACAAAUCAAAGAAGCCAAACACAUCAAUCCAUGAAGGAGGACUGCCUCCCAUACAUGCAACUUCAGUACCAACCAGUGUGGAGAAAGAUAUCUUGCGAUAUUACUAUUAUAUUCAUAAUGGAAUUGAUACAGAACAUGUUGCACCAAUGGAAAAUUUGUGGCUACAAAAUGUUUUUAAAUUGGUGCCAAAGAAAACUCGGGAUGGUCAUGAAAUAACAAUUGAAAACCUUUCUGAUGAAAUGAGAGAAGAUUAUCUUUUGAGUGUGAAAAAGGCUAUUGUUGACUUUGUGUUGAAAGAUCCCCGGGAAAAAGAUGAUAAAAAAGAAGAAAAUAUACUAUCUUCUUCUUCUUCUUCUUCUUCUUCUUCUUCUUCUUCUUCUUCUUCUUCUCCUCCUCCUUCUAUGUGA
This is a messenger RNA of Acanthosepion pharaonis, 738 nucleotides long. The record is from the annotation of a GenBank genome assembly. Lineage: Eukaryota; Metazoa; Mollusca; Cephalopoda; Sepiida; Sepiidae.